AUGAAAUGGACUGUCGCUCUUUCCCUAGCCAAGAUUGCACCUGAGGAUGUCUCUGCUGGCCUUACUGUUAUAUACGGAUUCGCACCACGAUUAAAAUUGGGCAACGAUCAUCGCGUGGGAUUCGGUUUUCGAUUCGGCAACCACGCGGACUUUCAGAUCCUCUACGAGUUCGGGCCCCAAACCGUCACGAAAACUCCCUAUUCAGCUAACAAAACACGAGCUGCAAGUUAUCGUCAGCCUUCGAGGAAGCCUCGUCGUCGACCCUUCAUAGAGCUGUUACUACGUACGGGUUUGCUGCGAGAAGUUAAACAAGUUGAAAGCUCACAUAACACAGUCCGCUUCAACGAUAUAAAAAACCCG
Iphiclides podalirius (scarce swallowtail) is the source of this 360-nucleotide messenger RNA. The record is from the annotation of a GenBank genome assembly. NCBI's taxonomy places the organism in Eukaryota, Metazoa, Arthropoda, Insecta, Lepidoptera, Papilionidae.